UGUUGGGAGGAGUGACAGCGCACGGCCGCUGACAAAUCAGUUAUUUCGCGAUGGGAUCACCUUUUCCCACAAACGCGAAGGAAUACAUACAAUGGGUAUUUUCACCUCACAUAGGUGUAUUUUGUGACGAAGAUUCUGAAAGUUCUUGUCUCCGUAAUAAUCUCAAAUUCGUUGAUCUUAUCCAACCUUUUUGCCAGUUACCCGAUGAAGUUGGCAUCAGUGACCCUAACCGCACCUUGAUCACACUACAAAAUUUACGGCUGGUUUUACAAGACAUCAAUGUGAAACCACCUGCACCUGCUGUUGCCAAAAAGAUACUGAGUCAUGUUGUUAGUGUAAAUGCUACUCCUCCAAGUGAAGAAGCUUCAUUUUCUGAUCUGAGUUGUCCCUGGUAUGAGAAGUGGAGAGAGACAUUUCAUCAGCUUCAACAUCCCUUUGAUCAUGAGUUUACCAAGCAUCUACUAGCCUGCAUUUUUGUGGUGUCUUCCAGUCAUGGCAGCAAUGCUAGUGAAGAGGUGCAGAAAUUAACACAGCAACAACACCAACAACAACAUCAACCUCACCAACAUGGUGCCAGCAAAUUUCCCAAAUGGUUCUCUCCGAACAUCUUGAAGUAUUAUCUGGUACUGCAUGAUGUCUCCACCACAACUAAAGAGAUUGGAGAUGCAGCCUAUCAAUCAGUAAACGCUCUAUGUGGCAACUCAGGCUGUCACAUUCUGAGUAUCAACAGUGGUCGACCACCAGACUGCUCUAAUCUCCCUGCUUUCUGGACGCCCCACACACUUAUUCACACAAGCCUGCCAGGCAACAACAGCAGUGUCACUGGGUCAGAGUGCAGCUCCAGCCCUGCAAGUCCCUGUGAUGACUAUUCCUUGGGUUCACCAUCUUCUGUGGAGGGUGCAAACUCUCCCCCACAGGGCAGCACUCCUCCUCCCAGCGACUCAGAUUACCUCACCAGCAAUCUUGUUCAGUCACUGCCCUCACCAGACCAUCCCCUUUCACCUACUCUUCCAAACAUUGCGGACAAUGAAGGGGCUGAAGAACUUGUGGUCAAUGUUGGGGAUCUUUUUCCUACGGCUGGUCGAGGAGUAGAGUGGGGCUGCUGCCUCACUGUUGGGGACGUGGACAACAUCAGACAGUUUAUAGGGAGCUUCGUGAGAGGAGCUCUGGUUCCUUAUGUUGAGCGCCAGGUUCGGCAUUUAACAGAGGUUGUCACGAACCGUUCGCGCAGCAAAAGUUUGCUCAGCGCCACGCGCCGUUGGCUUGGCGGUUCCAAAAACCCAAACGCCAGCACCGGUACCAACGUGCUCUAUUCUAGUGAGGCAUCAGAACUGCAGACACGCAGACUAGCAGACCUUGCCUUCAUGUUUCGCAUGUACGACAUAGCCUACAACAAUUAUCACACGGCCAAGAAUGACUUCAAGAAUGAUCAAGCUUGGCUUUACUUUGCCGGGGCUCAGGAAAUGGCUGCACUCUCGCUCUUCUUGCAGAAUGGAAGCGAAUUUCCAAAACGAUAUUUAGAGACUACGUGGGAGACGCUGUCCACCGCGUGUAAAGCCACCAACCUUGGUAUACGCCUACUGCUGGUAGCAUGCGAGGUUCUGAAGCACAACAGACAGUACAGCGAGGCCGCCAUGUAUUACAUAAAGCUCACUUCGGAAGACAGUGAUCUGCUGUCAGCAUUGAUGCUUGAGCAAGCAGCUUCCUGCUUCCUCAAGUCUGGCCUCGUCAACAAGCCUGGGCACCGACGCAAAUUUGCCUUCCACAUGACGCUUGCUGGCCAUCGCUACAGCAAGGCUGGGCAGAAGCUCCUCUCUCUCAGGGCUAACGUGCUUGCCAGCAAGGUAUAUGGCGUGAAUGGCUUGGUGCUGGCAGAAGACCACAUCCUGUACAGCGUUGGCAAAUUCAGCACACAACUCAAGAGUUACGGCCCUGCACUUGCUGCCUACACUCAACUCAUUGAUGCUCGCAGCCGCCUCAAUGCUCCUAGCAAGCAAUCUGUAAAUCAGCAACUGGCUUACUUAAGAGAGUUCCUUUCUCUUUACAGACUUGUUGAAAGUAAUCGCGAUGGUAAUCAACUCUCACGGCCAGAAUCUGUGUCGGUAUCAGCUGACGAACCGCUAAAAAAUAAUUCCUUGCCUGAGCUACCAGACCUGCCUGUGCCUUGGUUGUGUGCACAAGAGUCGACGCUUUUAAUGGACUCAUCUGUACCUUUCAAUCUCGCGCAAAAUGAUCCUGCUGUUAGUCAUGCAUCAGGUAUCACCUUCGCAAACUAUAACCGAGAACAUUCUCACAAAUGGGCUGGUUUGGAAAGAAUCACUUUGGAAAAGACUCAAGGCAUGAUGUUCCGUCCUCCUCCUCCCCAGUUCUUAAAUGAACACACUGACAACACACGGACUCCCCUAUUAUCUUUGAAUGAACCGUGUUGGCUGCAACUGCCCGUGAGAAAUCCUCUCCUUGUAAGCUUUGCUAUACGCGAUACGAAACUUUUGUACAAAUUCUUACCUGAUGACCAAGACUCUAGUGGUUUUGACUCUAAGCUGUCUGUAGUCCAGUCCUCGUCUGAAGAGAACAUCGUUCUAGGUCCUGGUGAAAGCCGUAACCUCGUUUUCCAGAUCACAUCUUCGCAGUUGGGUCGAAUCGUAAUAGAAGGACUCGAGUACAAAUUGAGCCUCACUUCUGAAAAUACUUACAGUGACGACAAUUCGUCGUCACUGACUGCUAUUACAGGGAAACAAUGUUUUUCUGUCAAAGGACCGAGGCUCAAUAAUACCUUGAAGAAUCGCAGCAGCGUCCUAUAUGCUUCAGACCAUCGACUAGAGAUCAGCGUAGUGUCGCCCUUGCCUAAAGUUCGAGUGCAAUUCAGAGGUCUUCCCGAGAGAUUAAUGUGUGGCCAAUUAACUCGAGCAGAUAUUUCUUUAGAAAAUAUCGGAAGUUUGCCUAUCACAGGUUUGUACAUAGCUUCAUCUGACCCUCAACACUCAUUCUCAGUGUUUCGAAAGUCUCAUGAGCAACCAGCGCAUGAUUCUUCAGACAAAACGGCCUCCAGUGAGUCUUCCAUUGCAAGAAAACAAAUUAAAGACAGUUUUACCUGUUCUAGAGUGCAGGAAAUUAAUUUAAACGAUGCUAGUCCUCCAGAGUUGCCAGUUAACGGUGUCGUGAAAGGCACUUUGUGGAUCCGAGGUCAGAUGUCACCUGGCACUCAGGAUUUGAUGUUGCUGUUCUACUGCCACUCGCCCAACGCCGACGCCAAAGUCAAGUACAGAUUUCUACGUCAUCACAGCAGCUUUGCUGUCGAAACCAGCAUGGCAGUGGCUGUCCAGUCUUCCUCGAGCGUCUCUAUUCCCUUGGUGCUAUCGUCGCCAGUGCCCUCGUCAAGUGCUGCUGCUCAAGUUCCAUUGGAAACGAGACCUCCUGCUAGCGAAUGCAGUUCAUGGGUUGAAGUUUAUCAUUCCGACGUUGGCAACCUAGCGAACAUUUCGGUGGAAGUGACGAAUGCUGCCAUCACUGAGCCGGAUGAUGUUCGUCGCAAGUUACAGGUCACGGCGAUAACCUGUCAUAGUUCUAAAUGGAAGCUUAAAUCUUUUGGCAAUAGAAGCCUCUGUGAAGACUUUAGCUUACUCCCAGGUGAAAGCGUUAGGACAAUGGUACAGUCAUAUUCCUCGAGUGACUCCUCCAUGUUAUCUAUGGAAGCCAACAAUUUAUUUUCUGUGAUCCCAUUUAGUGCUGAUCCUCAAGACCAGACGACGGUAUCUUGGUUACCUGACGACGAGUGGCUAGAAGUUAGUGGAAGUUUUGCUUUGCGGCACCUAGUGGAACUGCCUCCACUGACAGCAGAGCCUCCACCAGUCUGUCCAAAUGCGGACUGUGCUGCUGCAGUUUUGCACCCUGCACUUGAGCAGUACAACAGCCUUAGGCGUUCUAGUGACCUGCAUCUCGUGCUUACCGUACACUGGGCUCAGCACCAUGACAGUAGUUCAGUCGUCAGAGGACAGCACAGUGUUGUGUUGACGAGUAUUGGUUGUGAGGCCAGCGUUCCAGAAAAAGGCGCUCCUGUUGUAGAUCCUUUUUCUUCGUUACCUCUUGCCUUAGCUGAAGAGGAACCUCUACCUCCUGUCCAGAUCAUCCCUGCGGCUCCAAUUGAGUUGCCGCAAAUACCUUCUGACUUCGCCAAAUCGGUUGGGAUCGACCUCAACGCUAAUGCUGGGUCAUUUCUCAAGCUGCCGUCCACGGGCCUGACGGUGAGGCAGGCGACGUCUCUGUACGUGAAGGGUGAGGUGGAUGUGACGGCAGACCUCACCGCUGAGCAGCUCGACGCGUGCGUCAAAGUGCGCGCUCUGUGUGCGCCCUGCGUCACCCACGACUUCUCGACCAAAAAACUAAGCCCUGUGAAUUUCACGGUGCUUGUGCACAACACAACUGACAUCGAUCUCGCCUGUGUCUUUAAACUCUUCCAUCAAACAGACGCUAGCAAUCUUGUAGGAGGCACACAAGAUCCACCUCGCGCGACGAGUGCCAGCGGCACACUGCGAUAUGUGGGAACGGUGACACGCAAGCUGAAGCUACCACCUUCGUCGCAGUGCAGAGUUCCAUGUCAAGCCGUAGUGGUCUCCGCGGGGGCUCAUUCUCUGGGCGCUGUCCUGCUCCAACUCAAAACUAACGAUGGCAUCAAACUUGUCAAACGCGUCGAACUGGACGCUACGGUUGUGGUAACCGAUGGUAGAUAACUAAACUAUGAUUUCUUAAGUGAAAUUAUUCUAAGUGCAUGCUGAAAUGCGAGUACAUCUAAGUCUGAAACUGGCUUCAAGUGUGUGAAGUUGGUUGCGUUUUGGCCACAGUCAGGGCCACUGUAAGUGAUAGGUGAGAACCAUCCAAAGCUCAUCAUUUCGCAUAAGUUAACUUCCGAUAAGAAUUUUCAUUAUUCACUUUACAGCGCUCGAACUUUUUAAGCCGUCAUAUUGCAAUAUUUUGUACUCUCAUGUAUUAAUGAUUCCUGGUACUAUUCGGAACGAAAAGAGUUCUAUUUGUCUGCGCCAAAUGCUAAAAUAAUGAAAGUACUCUCAAAGAAUUUUUAUCCUCAUCAAUUUUGAUUUUUUUUUGCAUUGAGAGUAGCUUCGUUUAUUCCUAAAUGUGGCUAGACUUUGCUCUCUUACAGUAUUGAGUCUUACUCAAAUUAAACGCUAGGACGCGCUUCAAAUUUAGUUGUUAAAUGUAAGUCAUAUUUUGUCACAACUGAUGCUGUUCGUGCGAGCAAAGCUUGCAUAAUAGAAGAUCGAGCCCUGCCUUACUGGAGAUAUUUAAAUAAAAAUUAAUAUACUCAAGAUAAUUUUUCAGACCCAUUACAUCAUUUACAAUAAUAUUACAGAAUGAUUUCUUUGCUUUGAAGUGUACUUUCUAUGUAGGCAGACCUCUGAAAUGACAUUUGUAUCUUUCUUGAAUUAGGCCCCUCAUCAGGGCGGUCCAAGAAAUGUCAGUGAAUUGCCACAGAUUGGAUUUGUCACUACUUUUUUUAUGCUUGCCAUUAUGAUGUGCAAUGUCGAUAUUACGUGUGAUGCGUUAACAUAUUGUAUAUGGAUACUUUUAUUGAUAACCCAGGUCGCAUUGAUUCUUGAAAUUGAAAUAAUCAAACCAUAUAAUGAUACCACAUACAAAUAAAGGGAAUUAUCAAGAUAGAGCUUUUUUGAGGUAUAAAAAGCGUCGAGAUUCGCAUGUUAAUAAGUCCUUAUUGUGUAUAUUAUUGCGUAUAUAGCUCAUUUUUAUUACAGUAUGCAUGAGCAGAAAUCUAGUUUAGCCUUUUGUCAGGAAAUGUUAUCAGUUUUUUCCAUUUAAACUGAAGUGUUUGCUGAACCUUCUUGUUGAACUAGGGACUUGUAGAACGCAUAAUUUUAUUACUGUACAAAGAUGAUGUGGAUGCUGGAGUACGCGACCGAUUUUUAUUCAAAUGUCGAUUUUUUUCAUUGAUUAAACUCUGAAAUGAUCAUGUUUGAAGAUUAAACAUCCAGGUUAACAAAUGGGGAUAAAGUCUUGUUGAUUCUAGCACAUUUCUCUUGUAGAAUAUUCCAUUAGUAAUAAAUAAACUCUGAUUUUUUAUAGAGUUCCAGAGGUAAACAUGAUUUAUGCUUAGGUAAUUUCUAUAUUAUUUUGCAGUUAUGAAAGUCUGCAGCGUUCUUAAUAGUCGUUGAUGAUCUAGUUUAUCGGCGAAUUUCCCAGCACUAGCUCGGCGGGUAUAAUAUUUAUUAUUUGAUAUUGACUCAUCAUAUGAUCUUGUCUGUAAUUUUAUGUGUGUAUGCCUGUAUUUUUUACCAGUUUCCACUGUAGCUCUUUGAUACGAGGCAGCAAUUCUUUUGCUGUGUGAACUGGAGGGCUUCUUCUUUAACUCCAUCAUAUAUGUACCGUUUAAUUAUUUAUGUGAUUUUUUACGUUUUUAUUUAAUUUACGAGUUAUUUUCUAUGAAUAUUCUACAAUAGUGACAAGUUUUACAGGACUAUUCUAACUAGUUCCUGGUAUUGUUCGAUGAGAGUGAUAUCUUCUAGUGCCAUCUGCACCUAACGUUGCUCCUGCCAACUUAGCAACUCGAAACGCUGCGUUGCUACUAACACAGUUUCGACUCCUCGGAGCUUUGAACAUCAUCAUCAAUGAGUUGAGUUUAUUCAGGUUGAAAGUUAAACAGUAGAGAAAAUUCGGCAGUAAAUUAUUUGGUCAACGGCUGACGCCAGUGUCGCUGGCAUACGCGUGCACUGACGAAUUUGGGAUGACUUUCACGAAUGCCCUGAUGUUGAUGCAGCGACAAAAGUUAACUCUAAUCAAAUUUAAUAUCUUGGCACAUGAUAACGUGGAUGACGCUGAUGGUAUAAGCAAAUGCUGACAUGAACGACUCAAUUUAUUUCUAGAAAUGCAGAUGAAUGACUCAAAAUACGUCGGGAAUUGAUGACAUGAAUGACACAAUAAUACUUGGGGAAAUGCUCAUAUUAAUGACACUGAAUGUAUUCGGUAAAUGCUGAAAAUUAUGACUUUAAAAUCAAGGCGAAAAUUGCCCGGCCAUAUUAUAUCAGUGCUCACUUUACAAAUCCUAGCGCUCUCACUGUGUAUCUGUACAUUUCGUAAAUAUCUUUCGGCGAUUACCUUACACCCUAGCACACUUAUUGCCUCUGGUAUUUUGACCUGAAAAGACAUCUUGAGGUCUAUACGAUUAACUAUGAUAAUAUUGUUAGUGGGAUAUGGUAGCUCCUGUGAUCGUCUUGUACUACUAAGUUACUGUUUCCAAUUUUUCCUGUGUAUGCAAGUUCCGUUGUUUUCCUUCCUUGCUUGAUUGGAUUGUGGUAUUGUAUUAUAUUGUAACAUUGAACAAUACAUAAUAGCUGCAUUGUUUCGUAGCAUUCCAAUUGUCACUUGACUACUUCGAAGUGUCGAAUUAAAUGCUAAAUGCCUGAA
This is a messenger RNA of Hyalella azteca, 7431 nucleotides long. RefSeq names its product trafficking protein particle complex subunit 8 (gene l(3)76BDm). Gene Ontology annotation, biological process: endoplasmic reticulum to Golgi vesicle-mediated transport; protein localization to phagophore assembly site. Gene Ontology annotation, cellular component: phagophore assembly site; TRAPPIII protein complex; cytoplasmic vesicle. The transcript has 13 exons. NCBI's taxonomy places the organism in Eukaryota, Metazoa, Arthropoda, Malacostraca, Amphipoda, Hyalellidae. The coding region runs from base 51 to 4727 and encodes 1558 amino acids. The record is from RefSeq and is a predicted model, not a curated record.